CUUGUCAAGAGCUGGGCUUCAUAUGAACCUACCUCUGCAAGCUGUGUGAUCUUCCAACGAACUCAAUCACCACCGAGACAUCCAACCACAAUGAAGGUCACCACCCUCUCCUCCAUCGUAACCUUCCUCCCUACCUCCCUCGCCACAACCAUCUACCUGGCGGGGGACUCCACCAUGGCCACCGGCGGUGGUGGCUCCAGCACAGCAGGCUGGGGCGACUACGUCGCCCAAUAUCUAAGCACCUCAUCAGGAAUCACGGUCUCCAACGACGCCGUCGCCGGACGCAGCGCACGGUCCUACACGCGCGAAGGCCGCUUCGACGACAUCGCCAGCACGCUACAAUCCGGCGACUACGUGAUCAUCGAAUUCGGACACAACGACGGCGGCUCCCUCAGCAGUGACAACGGCCGGACCGACUGUUCCGGCACGGGCACCGAAGUCUGCUACUCCGAAUACGACGGCGUCAACGAAACCAUCCUCACUUUCCCCGCGUACCUCGAGAACGCCGCCAACACGUUCCAAAAGAUCGGUGCCACCGUCAUCAUCUCGUCCCAGACGCCCAAUAACCCCUGGGAAACGGGCAGCUUUGUCGACGACCCGCCGCGGUUUGUCGGGUAUGCGGAAAUCGCGGCGGACACGGCGGGCACGUCGUACGUGGAUCACUUUGCUUAUGUGGAUCAGGUGUAUGAGGCGUUGGGGGCGGAUACGGUGGAUGCGUUCUUCCCCGUUGAUCAUACGCAUACGAGUGCGGAGGGGGCGGAUGUGGUGGCGAAGGCGUUUUUGAGGGGGGUGGUUUGUGGGGGGUUGGGGUUGGCGGAUGAAUUGGUGACGGAUGAUUUGGAGUUAGGGACGUAUGCGUGUUUGGAUUAGAUGAUACGAGGUUGAUGGUAGCUAUUGAGCAUUGGUGCUGCAGACUGUCAGAGAGAAUACAAUAUAUAGCUCGAGAUACUGGCACAGCGUGGACUGUUCAU
Aspergillus ibericus CBS 121593 is the source of this 971-nucleotide messenger RNA. Its product is annotated as SGNH hydrolase. Lineage: Eukaryota; Fungi; Ascomycota; Eurotiomycetes; Eurotiales; Aspergillaceae. The coding region runs from base 91 to 870 and encodes 259 amino acids. The record is from RefSeq and is a predicted model, not a curated record. The transcript is spliced from 2 exons. Gene Ontology annotation, molecular function: hydrolase activity, acting on ester bonds.